AUCAUCUCCAACUUACUGGCUUAAAACAAAAACGUGACUGUGUUUAGCAACAAGGGUGGAGAAUUUUCCAAAUAUAUAACAUGGUGGCAAUCAGCAUGGUUUAUUCAGAAAGUAUCUACUGAACAUCCAGCAACCAACUGGUUCUAACAUGGAGGCUUUCAUUUUCCUCCCCUUCAUGUUCUUGGCCAUGUUCUCAGUUAUCAUUCCAGUAUCUUCAACCCAGCCUUUGAAGACAAGUGUUUUUAAAGUAGGAGACAGUCCAGAACCUGCACUUAUUCUAGAGAGAGAAAAUGAAGCUAAUCAGCAAGGAGGACAAAAAGAACCUAAAAGGGAAACAAGAAGCAACACCCAAGGAAAACCAGGGCCACUCAUUCUGCAAGGACAACCAGGGUAUUCUAAUCAGCCAGGAAAACCAGAAAAUUUUAAACAGAAAGGGAGGCCAGGAGUUUUCAAUCAGCCUGGGAGUCUGCAAGGGAAUUCAGGACUAUCGAACCAAAAAGGGAAUCCAGAAGCUUCUAAUGAGCAAGGAAAACCAGGAUCGUUUAGCCUGCAAGGGAAGCCAGGGUCAUCUAGCCAGCCAGGGAAGCCAGGGUCGUCUAGCCAGCAAGGAGAGCCAGGGUCGUCUAGCCAGCCAGGGAAGCCAGGGUCGUCUAGCCAGCCAGGGGAGCCAGGGUCGUCUAGCCAUCAAGGGAAGCCAGGGUCAUCUAGCCAAAAAGGAAAGACAGGAUUGUCUAGGCAACAGAGAGAAUCAAAGUCUUUUUAUAAUCAAGAAGAAAGAAAAACUGGAGUCAACCCUUUGAAUGACAAUACAAUGGAGAUUCAGACUGGCCGUACUACCAACAAGAACCCAACCGGAAAAACAAAAUGUCAAUCUAAAUAUGAACCAGUCUGUGGUUCUGAUGGAAAAACUUAUGGCAACCGCUGUGCAUUCAAUGAAGCAAAAAGGUUGAGUAAUGGAAAACUGAGUCUGAACCAUGAGGGGAAAUGUUAAGCAUUUGUUACAACCAACUACCUGGAACCUCAGAAUCCACU
Messenger RNA from Odocoileus virginianus texanus, 1032 nucleotides. The record is from RefSeq and is a predicted model, not a curated record. NCBI's taxonomy places the organism in Eukaryota, Metazoa, Chordata, Mammalia, Artiodactyla, Cervidae.